This is a messenger RNA of Zingiber officinale, 468 nucleotides long. RefSeq names its product extensin-like. Bases 1 to 468 code for a protein of 155 amino acids. The transcript has a single exon. The record is from RefSeq and is a predicted model, not a curated record. NCBI's taxonomy places the organism in Eukaryota, Viridiplantae, Streptophyta, Magnoliopsida, Zingiberales, Zingiberaceae.
AUGGUUUCAGAGGUACCUACCCCAACAGUACCCGUCGUACCCACUCCUACGAUAUUUACGGUACCACCAGCGGUACCACCAGCAUACCUGGCACCUACUCCAGUCGAGCCCACUACGUACCCGGUACCACCUCCACCAGUGCCUACGGCAUACCAGGCACCAUUGCCACCGGUGCCCACUUCAUACGUGACAUCCGCACCAGCAGCAGCAGUUGCUCCACCUCUGGUACCACCACCCACCGUACCUCUUACGGCACCUACCUAUGUUGACCUUGCAGUGCCACCAAUGACACCUGCCUCAGUCUAUGCAGCAACACCGGUGAUGCCUCCCCCGGCCUAUGCAGCGAUACCACCUGUUAUACCAGCUCCAGUAGUUCCGCCAGUUCCUGCAGCUGUCCCUACUCAUCUCAUUGAUAUUGUCAUAGCACGAGCCCGGAUCCCAACGUUGGCAGAGUCGAUGAAGAGUUGA